Messenger RNA from Amoebophrya sp. A120, 8040 nucleotides. NCBI's taxonomy places the organism in Eukaryota, Dinophyceae, Syndiniales, Amoebophryaceae. The record is from the annotation of a GenBank genome assembly.
UUUUUUCCGAUUGAUAAAAAAAAGCGGCUUUUGGGCGGUUUGCUCAUUCAAAUUUAGAUGAAUUUGAUACAGAAUAUAAAUACCUUGAGCAAUUGAAAUUGGUCGAAAAGUCAACCACAACAAUGGUAGCAGACACGCUCACAAAGACUACGCUGGAGGCAGCAGUGGCGUCCUCAUCUCCACCUGUCACGAUGUUUUAUCCAGCAACCACAAGCGAGCAAGAGAAGUCGACCGCCGCGCAGCAAGCUGCGCUGCAGCAGCGGAUCAAACAGUCGGUGAGGUCGUUGUCCUUACCCCCACUCCGCUCCGUGGACGCACAGAUGCGGGAGUACCGCGAGCAGAUGAUUCUGCAGGCGCGGGAGGCACAGAUCCAGAUGGAGGAAAUAAAGCGAAGGUCGAAGUCGACCAGUAAAUCGCUCGGGAGCGUGCCGCCCACCGCAAUGCUGAAAAUCCCCGUGAUUCCGACUCGGAAAUUGCACGUGCAGCCCCCGCAGCCGAAGUUCCAAAAACUGGAAUUAGGAAAAACCCCCCCGAAGCCCUACGACGCGGUAAACCCGGUGCUGGAAUCGAAUGUGUUUCUGCAGCCGCCUAUGCAAUACACACUUAUACUUCCCGUACACAAACAAAAUGCAUGGCACCUUUCGCCAAGCUAGCCUGUGCCACGUGUGGUCAUGCUGGACAGGAUUUUUGCAGGCAAUUUUUAUUUUCGUCAUGCAGAACAAGAAACCAAAUUUCAAUUUUGUAUGUGCAGGUCGUCGUGUAAGGGAACUAACUUUACUGUGGAUAUCGUCGCAGAAUCUGCUUCGCGGGGACAAUUUGAACCGCGGGUACGCAUCGGUCGGCGUUCCGUCGCCUUCUGGGAAAGGUGGACCACUAGCGAAGAACAAGGUAACUACCAGUACUAGUCCGGCGACUAGCAAAACGACAACUAGCGCCGGCGGUUUUCUUCUGGGCCGGAACAGCACCUUGCUCCCGCGGUCCUCGUAUGAACUGCAAAAAUAUCGUGGUCGUACUAAUUGCAGUCUGGCAUGACAGAUCCGCUUUGCUACCUGAACCUGCAUGACAAAUUUCAUUUUUCUUUCUGGGAAAAUUUGUCAUGCGAUUUAUACUAAUACGAUACUUUUGGUUUUGCAAUGCAUACCUCGUCCCUCGGGGCGGUCGGGUUGCGCACCAGGGUGCAGGCGGGCGAGGCACCACUGCUGCGCGACGUGGACAUGCGGGUGCUGCAAACACAGUUUCCGCACUUCAAGCCCGCGGUCGGCGAGCAGUUGCAGAACAAACUGCAGACCCCCUCUAUCCUUUGCAAAAGUAUCUCUGAGCGUACUGGUACCAUUACCAAUCGCAAUGCAUGCAAAUGCAACAAAAAUUGUUUAUUUCCUUAGAAUUGUACUAGCUCAGUAUCUACGCGGUUGGUCUUUAGAAAAAACAAUUUGCUUUUGUCAGUCAAUUACUACUAUGUAUAGUUGAUGUCCGAUACUUUUGCAAUGCAUACGCUCCGUCCUCGCCUGUGUCGCGGGUCCGGUGUCUCCGAAGAGCGAUCGCGGUCGGUUUUCACCGGUUGCGGCGAAGGACCGCUCGCCGUCUAUGGGAGGGUACAAAUUAUUAGGGGCCGGCGCCGACGUUCCUAGUCGGUCAGGGUCGAGGAGAAACAGCAUGAACAUGAAGCAAACCUACUCCUCGCAUCUGUUGCGGACAGAACCGCCGGCGGGAAUGAGUGCGGAAGUUUACGCCGCGAUUGUGGAAGUGAUGAAAGUCAACCCGGCCCGGCCGCCCACGCCCCUGGAGCCGAACCACGCGUGUGCGAUCGUGUGCAGGGAGUUGUUGGCGAGGUACUUCUUCUUCUACAGAGGCGUCGCAUGAUACAUCAUGCGAAAUAUUGAGUUUGUGCUCCAUGAUCAAAAUCUUUGAUUUCAAUGAAAACAAACUUCCAAAAUGCUCUUGCUCUCAGAUUGGAAUCCGUAGUCCGACAGCAAGCGAAUAACGUGGAGAGGACGAAGAAAAUGGUUCGGGGGUUUGUUGCGAACGGGGUUUUCAGCUUGCUUUCCGCACAGCAAGAAGACAGCAUUGCGGAUAUCCGGAAAGUUUUGGCCAUAGUUUUUCCCGAUGCCCCCACGAGGAAGCAAGAAGGUGCGAUAAUGUUGAUCAUGCUAGUGUUUCAUUGAUCUGGUUGCGUUUUUUCUUUUUGUGGCCUGCUCGAGCCGAGCUCGAUGAUGACAAAAAUUUUAUUUGCGAACAAUCAAGAACACCGACCCUCGAUCUUCACAUGAAAUAAAAUGACCCAAUAAGAUCUCAUUGCGCGCGUCCGACUCCUGGCGACCACAGCUUGUCCGAAGGACGCGCUCGCGAAAAUGGCCCAGGAUCUAGCCAAGCUGAUCGACGACGAGAGCUUUUCCAUGGCCAACGCUGCGGAAGACAGCCUGGUGCAGGGCGUCAGCGCGGGGUUGGUCCGGGCGACUCAGAAGCUGUUGUACGCUGCGGUGGCCAAGAACGAGGAAUCGGCGUUGGAGGCCGUGUAUGAAUCGCAAAAGUACCGUGCUUACUUAAAACUAGUAUCUUGAAACUCAAUUGCAUUGCAAAUAAUUUCCACCUCAGCAUGAGAAAUGGAAGUUAUAACUCGGAUUUACCUUAAAAUCGUCACGUAUGAUAAUUGCAAUCACUUUCACUGCGGUCGUACGAGUGCGCAACUUUUGCGAUUUAUACCAUGCGGAAGGAACUGGUCCAGAAGAUGACGGCGUUGGAGGCUUUGGGUCGGUCCUUGCAGUCCCAGUUGGAGCAGGACACGGAAGAGGCAGAUGACACGCCGGGAAGGCUGAAAAGUUCCAAACCCGUCGCGGACUGGGGAGUGGAGGAAGUAUCUAAUAAAUGCAAAUCAAAAAAAUCUUGCUUCUUCAAGAAUCUUGAUGGCAUUUGCGUUGCAUGAGAUGAAAGAUGAUGAUGAAGUCUGGCGGCCUCUGCCGCUUUUACAACUACUUUUCUCUGGCACGACCACAUCCACCAGACGGCAUAAAAGAAUUUAAAAAUCCACACAAGAACAACUCCAUCAAUGACUACCUAGGUUCUUCAAUGGCUAGUCCGGCUGCAGGAGCUCCCGGAGCGAGAUCUUGUCUUCCAGGUCUUCCAAGACAAACAAAUUUUCGGCGAACAGCUGCUCACCCUGGACGAACAAAAAUUGGACAGUAUGGGGAUCACAACGUUCGGCACGAGACGGCAUUUGAGCCUGGCGAUCCGGGAUUUGAAAGCGGAUAUGGACCAAUCCGGGUCAAACAGUAUGUCGAACACGAGUUCUGCGAGAUUAGCCACCCCGAGCCUGAAAUCCGAGUUCUCCAGCCGCAUGGGCGGUGGCGUUGCAGGAGCAGUACCUCCUGGUGGUGCGGCAGCCAACAACAUGAUUUUGAAGGUCGGAAUGCACACCGCGCCGAACUACACCUCGUCAAGUGCGACGUCCGCAAACGGCAUCCGGAAAGUGGAAGAAUCCUUAGGGUUCGCGCCCUCUUCCAGCCCCAGCCUAAGCACCGUGAAUGGCAGGAUGAACAACAAUGCUGGCGCGCGGUCGCGGUCUCCCGUCGUGGCAGGGGGAGCGACCACAGGUAGUACCAGCAACAAGAAGCCGGUGCUUCCCGCGGCGAAGAUCCAGGGACUCGCGCCCUUAGCGCAGGUCACCAGUCCGCCCGCCAGUCCGAAGCAGGGCGGCGGCAGCGGAAGAAACUCGCCGGUUGGGCCGCAAUCCCCGGUGUCGCUCGUGCCCGCGAUUUUUGACAGUGCGGUGCCGGAAUUGCGGAACAUGUCACCGCGAUCCUCGUCGCCCUUAGCGAAGGAGCGACUGUUAGACUUCAAGCAACCGGUGUUGAAGGCGAAAGUCCUAUGGGAGUGACCAACUCGUCCCCUUCUUGUCAUGCAAAAUACCGAAGAACCCAGGCCAGGCUGUGCCUCUGCGCACUGUUUCUUUUAUGUCAAGCUCUGUCAGCCCAGCAAAUAGCACCACACUCCUGUGCAAAUUGGUCAUGCAAAACCUGCAUUCUCGCUGACGCUUGUAUUGCCGUUCAUGCUACACAAGUGUAAAUGAGCAGAGGGAGCAGGGGGAGUUGUGCACUGCCAUAAGUCGAGUCCCCCUCCUUGAACCCCAUCGCGCCGAUCAACACAAGCAAGCAAACUAUGCAUUGCAAAUAGGACGAAAUGUGUCUGGGUCUGGAACUGGAAGGUUGUACUUAAUAUGUGACGCGUCCCCGCCGUCCCGCAGAUAACGCAAAAACUUGCCUAUGCCUUGCGCGGGUAGCACAAGAAGUCCUUCUAAAACAGUAAGUAUUUUUUCUCAUGCGGGAUAUGCAUAGCGAAGCCCUUAGCCUUACUAGUAUAAAAUCUGUGAAGAUGGGCCUUCACCCUGUAUCCCAGGAUUGCUCGUGGAGAAUCCGCAUGACAAACUCGUGCACUCACCCGGUCCCAGACAUCUUUGCAUUUGAUACAGACGAAAGAGCAGGGGUCGAGUUCCGGACAGCGGUUCCCGCGGCUCGCGCUACCGCAAAUGGACUGGAACCGCGUCGUAUGGAGUGCAAAUAUGUAGUCUGGGUCUGGAAGAGUGCAACUUGUCAUGCUAAAUCUGAAUCAUGCAAGCGUCUGUGUUGCGUCAGUCUCAGUGCUAGUAACAGCUGUCCACUUUCGGCCAAGUUCGUUGUGAGGGAGUUUCUCAUGCACGACAGGCAUGACAGAGACCUCCUAGAGUCUGUCAUGCUAGUACGUCCCGCAUUCGAGACCUCGUGGGUCAUGGGAAACCUGCGUAACAAGUUGACACUCUUCCGGGCCCAGACGUAUUUGCACCUGAUACGUCGCGAGCCCGGACGCGGCGCUGUCCCAACUCCGCACGGACAUGAUGGAAAAGCGAGCGCGUUCUCUCGAGCGCAUGCGCGCGACGAUCGCGAACGCGGGUUCGAAUUUCGAGGCGGCGCAGAAGCAAUUGGCGGGACAUAACGCCACUAGUGCUGCCUCGCCGCGCACCGCGACGAUCGCCGAGACGCGGUCCGCGGCAGUGGCGUCGGCGUCGCAGUUUUUCAAAUCCGGCGCGGUUUUAUCCAGUGCAAACAUGUCUCUCGUCUGGGUCACCUGGAUCUGGAAAAGUAGAACUUGUAUCACUUGGCUGGCAUUCGUGUGAAAAUUAAUCGGUGUUGCAUGACCAACAAAAGAUCGGCGUUUUGUGCCAUGCAGAAACACAGUUUGAUGAAUUUCCAAUGCGCACUUCGCAUAGGCAUAUGAAAAAGCGCCCAAAAUUUUUGCCAUGCUUUGCUGCACAACUAGAGAGGCUGUUGAAUUCUGACCAUUCAGCAUCAGAAGUUUCCAGACCCGGAGGAUGACAGAUAUUUGCAAUGCAUAGGUUUUAAGGGAGAACGUGGUGCAGCCGAUUGCGUCGCCUGUGUCCAGCCCGAGAUUGAAGGCGGCGUUAACCGGCGUCCCGCCGUUGGGAUCAGGGGAUAUGGUCGGGUUUGUGACGAGCGUCCCGGAAGGGGAGUACCUACCGCCGAAGUGGAUCGGGAAAACGGGCUGGAUUUCGGGACUGAUGCGAAAUAUGCCGUGCAAAAGGAUCAUCGCACUGCAACUGCUGCCUAAGACAUGCUGACAUCCAAUUGUUCCGGACGGAAAUUUAUAAGUACAGGGGGUUCUUUGUGAUGCAGGUUGAGGCAUGCAUAUGCAAGCAGGUCUGUCAUGCGAGACUGCAAGGACUUGUAAGUAGGAGUGCGAAGAUUCCUUUGCAGUUGAUGCGAAACGGAAAGGUGCAAGUCUCGGUUCACGGGGACCAGCCUGGGACUAGGGAAACGGCGGAAAUCACGACAACCUUGCUGGUUCCGGUGACCAGGUCCGGCGCCGCGAGUCCCGGCGCGGUCUCGUCGCCGGUUGGAUCCAAGGGAACAACGGCGGUCGGGGCAGGCACCGGGGUGAUGAUGAACAAGGGAUCUGCAGUUGGGGGCGUUGUCCCUGCCGGGCUGACGAGACCGGUGUCGGCACGACCCGGGGCGAAGAUAUGGCGCUCUCAACUGUUACAUUCUCAACUGUUACAUGAAUUUGUAAUGCAACACUGGCAAAAGUGAAAGGAGGAAUAUUGCGCCUUCUGCAUCACAAGUUUGGCGCAGAUUUAGGUGCGGCUUACGCCUUCGCAAAUUUGUCAUGCCGGGCAGCUUGAUCGUGAGGAUGAUGAUGGUGCUUUUGCAUGACAAACCAUGUGAACAGUUGAGAAUGUAACAGUUGAGAACGCCAUAGAAAAGCAAACCGGCGGCGGUGAGAGGUGGCGUUGCUGGGGCUCCACCUGCUGUAACAUCAACUCGGCCCGGAACAGCGGGCUCUAGAAGUAGUAGUCGUGGCGCGCCGUCGCCGGUGCGGGGGCGGGUUCCCUCGCCGGUGGCGCGAAGAGGCCCUAGUAGUCCCUCGCCCGUGGCCAAAGCAAAAACACCAACUCCCAGCACUUCUGUGAGCAGUAGGCCGAAUAUUAAACAGGCGAUGGGGAAGAUGCCGAGCACAGCUCCCGGGACUGCGUUGAGACAAGCAAUUGUAGGCUCCGCGUCUAGUAACAGCAAGGCGAGCGCCACUACAUUCGCUGCGAGGAGGGCGCAAGUGAAGAAGGCGUCGGCGAAAACCGCGGCAAAGAGCAAGACACCCAGCUACGCACCGCCGUCGCGCGGCAACACUGUGGGGGCACCUUCUAGUACCACUACGCUGUCUACUAAGAACGCAGCUCCUAGUGCCACGACGAAAAUGCCAGAGCCGACGCGAACGAUCACGGCUUUAGGCACAGCGCCGAAGAACGCCUCGAAGGGAGAGCAAACGGCUGUGUCUGCGGGCUCCAGCAAAGUUUCUAAUACGGGGUUGCUGAAAACAGGAUCGAUUCUGCUGCCGAGCUCGCUUGUCGGUACUACCACUGGUGCGGCGUCCUCGAGGGGUGCAACUACUGGAACAGCGGGAGCCGGUGCACCUCCUGCGUCGAAAAAUGUUGUUUCAUCUGCAGCUGCUGUUCCCUCCAUGGUGAAAACACCAACUCUGACAAGCACCAAUGUCCAGCUGAGUUCGCCACCGAAACCCGUGUUGACGACCGGGAAGAUUGGCGGAGCGAAAUUCCUCGGAAAUGCGGUUCCGACGUUGUUUUACGGGGAAGAAGAAGUAGAAGAGCACGUGCUUGUUCAGGAUCUUCACGAUGAAAAAGUUUUCGUCGACGACGAACCCGAAACCACCAAUUAUACGAAUGCAACUGCAGUAGCAGUCGAGGUGGAACAAGAAGAGAAGAAGUUGAGGGACACGCAGACGAUUUUGGUACCAGCAGUUUCGUUCGUGGAGCAGGGCGAACCUGCUUUGUCUGCGGUAGUGCGGACGAUCCGCGCGACGGGGACGCCGGACAAGUCGUCGAGUCUGUUGCAGCCGGCUGGUGUGAAGGAGGUGCUGAGUAGUUUGGAACGGGGGGCACGCGCGUGAGGAGGAGGUAGUUCUGAGAUUUGCAUAUUAGAUUACAUGUGAACCAACCUAAUGUCGUAUCUGGAGAAGGAGAAGAAAAAUUUUCAAGUUCAUCAAGCUUUAUCUUCGAAGAAGUCGCUUGUGACAACAACGCGUCUUAGUACUCUGUUUCUUAAGAAAAAUGACUGUUAUUUAUCAGGAUAUUUUAGCAAAAACGAUUUUAACCUUUUGACGCAAAAAUUAUGCUUGCAACAUUGGCAGACACUACCGACGGUUUCUCUUGUAUGAAAAGUUUAACAUCAAAAUUUCUUGUUUUAGCAGAAAGAAAGUUUCUCAGUUUGCACUUUAGCUUUAGUUUCACUUGGCAAGUACGGUAUCACCAGUUGUAUCUUUGCAAUCGCAUGUUUGAGUUUGGAUCAAUAGUACUCACACCUGUAUUUACUUUUCAUCACAUUCACAUGUAAUAUCAUCCUUCGUGGGAUUUUUCAGAUUUGACGGAAUUUCUUCAACGACCUGAUUGUGUACAAUAUACAGAUCAAAUUUGGAUUAAAUUAUUUAUAUUUUUUCAGGAUUUUUCGAACACUUACACUUGGGGAAAACAAAACUACAAUACAC